UACCACCUCCUACUUCCCCUCCCACCGUCUCGGGUGCGCGUCAUGGCUGCCGCCGCCGCUCUGGAGGCGGCGGCGUCGCCUACGGGCGCCCUGUGGGGCCUCGUGCAAGACUUCGUCAUGGGUCAGCAGGAGGGUCCCGCUGACCAGGUGGCUGCAGAUGUGAAAUCUGGCAGCUAUACAGUGUUACAAGUGGUGGAAGCCCUUGGAUCCUCUCUAGAGAAUCCAGAACCCCGAACUCGGGCACGAGGGAUCCAACUUUUGUCACAGGUGCUACUCCAGUGCCACUCAUUGCUCCUGGAAAAGGAAGUGGUACAUCUGAUCCUGUUCUAUGAGAACCGACUGAAGGACCAUCAUCUUGUGAUCCCUUCUGUCCUGCAGGGUUUGAGGGCACUUAGCCUGUGUGUGGCCCUGCCUCCUGGGCUCGCUGUGUCUGUGCUUAAAGCCAUCUUCCAGGAAGUACAUGUACAGUCCCUGCUCCAGGUAGACCGACACACAGUCUACAGUAUCAUCACCAACUUCAUGCGAACCCGGGAAGAAGAGCUAAAGGGCCUAGGAGCUGACUUCACAUUUGGCUUCAUCCAGGUGAUGGAUGGGGAAAAGGAUCCCCGUAAUCUUCUGGUGGCUUUCCGCAUCGUCCAUGAUCUCAUUUCCAAGGACUAUAGCCUGGGACCCUUUGUAGAAGAGUUAUUUGAAGUGACAUCCUGUUAUUUCCCUAUUGAUUUUACUCCUCCACCUAAUGAUCCCCAUGGUAUCCAGAGAGAAGAUCUGAUCCUCAGUCUUCGAGCUGUGCUGGCUUCUACACCACGAUUUGCAGAAUUCCUACUGCCCCUGCUGAUUGAGAAAGUAGAUUCCGAAAUUCUGAGUGCCAAGCUGGAUUCUCUGCAGACUCUGAAUGCUUGCUGUGCUGUGUAUGGACAGAAAGAACUGAAGGACUUCCUUCCCAGCCUUUGGGCUUCUAUCCGUAGAGAGGUGUUCCAGACGGCCAGCGAGCGGGUGGAGACAGAAGGCCUGGCAGCCCUCCUCUCCCUGACAGCGUGUUUGUCUCGCUCUGUGCUGAGGGCUGAUGCUGAGGACCUCCUUGACUCCUUCCUUAGCAACAUUCUACAGGACUGCAGGCACCAUCUGUGUGAACCAGAUAUGAAACUGGUGUGGCCUAGUGCCAAGCUGUUGCAGGCAGCUGCAGGUGCAUCUGCUCGGGCCUGUGACCACAUCACCAGCAGCGUGCUGCCUCUACUGUUGGAUCAGUUCCACAAGCAUAGUCAGAGCAACCAGCGGCGGACAAUCCUUGAAAUGAUCCUGGGUUUCUUGAAACUGCAGCAGAAAUGGAGCUAUGAGGACAAAGAUGAAAACCCUCUGAGUGGCUUUAAGGACCAGCUUUGCUCACUGGUGUUCAUGGCCUUAACAGAUCCCAGCAUUCAGCCUCAACUUGUUGGCAUCCGUACACUGACAGUGUUGGGUACCCAGCCAGGUCUCCUAUCUACUGGGGACUUGGAGCUGGCGGUGGGUCACCUGUACAGGCUGAGCUUCCUGGAGGAGGAUUCCCAGAGUUGGGAAGGUGGGCUCUGUGUUUGGCUCUGGCUGCUAACCGGUUGGAGAGAUGUGGGACUGCUCUCUCUUUUCUUGGGCAUUAAGAAGCCCUGUCCAACUCAGUGGUGUAGGGUGGCAGCACUGGAAGCUUCAGGAGCCCUAGCUGCUCUCUACCCUGUGGCCUUCAUCAGCCACCUGAUACCCAAGCUUGCUGAAGAACUGCGCAGAGAGGAGUCAGAUUUGGCUAGAGGGGAUGAGCCUACCAAAUGCUCCCGGCAUUUGCGCUGUCUGCAAGCUUUGUCAGCUGUUUCAACACAUCCCAGCAUUGUCAAGGAGACUCUGCCUUUGCUGCUGCAGCAUCUCUGGCAGGCUAACAAAGGGAAUGUGGUUGCAGGAUCCACUGAAGUUAUUGCUAUCUGCCAGAGUCUCCAGCGGGUGGCAGAAAAAUGCCAGCAGGACCUGGAGAGCUACUGGUAUUUCCAUGAAACCGCUGUACCCUGCCUGCUUGCUUUGGCUGUGCAGGCUUCCAUGCCAGAGAAAGAACCCUCAGUUCUCAGAAAAGUGCUGUUGGAAGAUGAGGCCUUGGCUGCCAUGGUGUCUGUCAUUGGCACCGCCACCACCCACCUGAGCCCUGAGUUAGCUGCCCAGAGUGUCACCCACAUUGUGCCUCUCUUCUUGGAUGGCAACACCUCCUUUCUGCCUGAAAACAGCUUCCCAAGCAGAUUCCAGCCGUUCCAGGAUGGCUCCUCAGGGCAGAGGCGGCUGAUUGCACUGCUUAUGGCCUUUGUCUGCUCCCUGCCACGAAAUGUGGAAAUCCCUCAGCUGAACCAACUCAUGAGGGAGCUUUUGGAGCUGAGCUGCUGCCAUGGCUGCACCUUCUCCUCCACUGCUGCUGCCAAGUGUUUUGCAGGACUCCUCAAUAAACAUCCUGCAGGGCAGCAGCUGGAUGAAUUCCUCCAGCUGGCUGUGGACACAGUAGAAAAUGGCCUGGGCUCCAAGGCUUCCCGGAGUCAGGCCUUCACAUUACUGCUCUGGGUAACAAAGGCCCUUGUACUCAGAUACCAUCCUCUCAGUUCCUGCCUUACUGCCCGGCUCAUGGGCCUCCUGAGUGACCCAGAACUAGGCCCAGCAGCAGCUGAUGGCUUUUCACUGCUCAUGUCUGACUGUACUGAUGUGCUGACUCGAGCUGGCCAUGCUGAAGUACGGAUCAUGUUCCGUCAACGUUUCUUCACAGAUAAUGUGCCUGCUUUGGUCCAAGGCUUCCAUGCCGCUCCUCAAGAUGUGAAGCCAAACUACCUGAAGGGUCUGUCUCACGUACUCAAUAGAUUGCCCAAACCUGUGCUUUUGCCAGAGCUGCCCACACUUCUUUCCUUGCUGUUGGAGGCCCUAUCAUGCCCUGACUCUGUGGUUCAGCUGUCCACCCUCAGCUGUCUUCAGCCUCUUCUACUGGAAGCACCCCAAGUCAUGAGUCUUCACGUUGAUACCCUGGUCACCAAGUUUCUGAACCUCAGUUCCAGUCCUUCCAUGGCUGUCCGGAUUGCUGCGCUGCAGUGUAUGCAUGCUCUCACUCACCUGCCCACUCCUGUGCUGCUGCCAUAUAAACCACAGGUGAUCCGGGCAUUAGCCAAACCCCUGGAUGAUAAGAAGAGACUAGUGCGAAAGGAAGCUGUGUCAGCCAGGGGAGAAUGGUUUCUGCUGGGAAGCCCUGGCAGCUGAGCCCUUAUUUCUGGCCUAGACUCUUCUGACAAUCUAACCUGGAAUUAUUAACUCACUCUCGAGCCAUCUUACCCAAGGCAAGACCACUAGCCUCUGCCUGCAUUUCCUACAGACACAGCACAAGUGCUAGAUCUCUGCUGCAUGGCUAAACAAGAAAAACCGGAGUCCUAAUUUCUAAUGGAUUUGUGAAGUACCUGAGCGAGUCUACUUGUUUUUGAAGGAAGAUCUUGGGCUAUUGGGCUCUUCUGUUAUAUUUCACGUCAGGAAAAGGGAGCUGUGCUGCUGAAGGAUGAGUGCAGAUGACUGUGGCCCUGAAGACCAGGGAUAAUGGAUGAUAGUGGACAUGUGUGUACCUGCUGGAGAAUAAAGAUUUCUUUUGGUAAUGGU
Molecule: messenger RNA, 3630 nt
Organism: Sciurus carolinensis (gray squirrel)
Lineage: Eukaryota; Metazoa; Chordata; Mammalia; Rodentia; Sciuridae
Gene: Mms19
Product: MMS19 homolog, cytosolic iron-sulfur assembly component
Exons: 32
Coding region: 43-3243 (1066 amino acids)
Biological process (GO): iron-sulfur cluster assembly
Cellular component (GO): MMXD complex; cytosolic [4Fe-4S] assembly targeting complex
Source: RefSeq, a predicted model, not a curated record